Messenger RNA from Fusarium musae, 213 nucleotides. RefSeq lists its product as uncharacterized. The record is from RefSeq and is a predicted model, not a curated record. The coding region runs from base 1 to 213 and encodes 70 amino acids. The transcript has 2 exons. Lineage: Eukaryota; Fungi; Ascomycota; Sordariomycetes; Hypocreales; Nectriaceae.
AUGCGGUCUAAGCAUCAGAUAUUCAUCACCGUCCCUAUCCCGAGCCGCGUGCCGCCGGAAAUCGUCCUCGCUCACAUCCAGACCUACACGCCUAUGCUGGCCAACAACAAUGUGAUCAUGAGCUUCAAAGAGACGACGCCCAACAUGGAGCUCCGUCAGAACCUUCUCGUCCAGCGAGAGACUCAUGCUGGCGCCCGGCCUGACGAGGGAUAG